Molecule: messenger RNA, 892 nt
Organism: Orycteropus afer afer
Lineage: Eukaryota; Metazoa; Chordata; Mammalia; Tubulidentata; Orycteropodidae
Gene: FRRS1L
Product: ferric chelate reductase 1 like
Biological process (GO): regulation of glutamate receptor signaling pathway
Source: RefSeq, a predicted model, not a curated record
CGCGGGCGCAGACGAGGCGACGCCGCGCCACGACUCCUCUUACGGCACCUUCGCCGGCGAGUUCUACGACCUGCGCUACCUGUCAGAAGAGGGUUACCCUUUCCCUACUGCGCCUCCUGUGGAUCCAUUUGCCAAAAUCAAAGUGGAAGACUGUGGAAAAACCAAGGGAUGCUUUAGAUAUGGCAAACCGGGCUGUAAUGCAGAGACCUGUGACUACUUCCUUAGCUACCGGAUGAUAGGAGCUGAUGUGGAAUUUGAGCUGAGUGCAGACACAGAUGGCUGGGUAGCAGUUGGGUUCUCUUCAGACAAGAAAAUGGGUGGUGAUGACGUUAUGGCCUGUGUCCAUGAUGACAACGGCAGGGUCCGCAUCCAGCACUUUUAUAAUGUAGGCCAGUGGGCAAAAGAGAUCCAGAGAAAUCCGGCCAGAGAUGAAGAAGGGGUUUUUGAGAACAAUCGUGUUACCUGCAGAUUUAAACGCCCUGUGAACGUUCCUAGAGAUGAAACAAUUGUUGAUUUGCAUUUGAGCUGGUAUUAUCUGUUUGCUUGGGGUCCAGCCAUUCAAGGCUCUAUCACUCGCCAUGAUAUAGACUCGCCUCCGGCUUCAGAGCGUGUUGUCAGUAUUUACAAGUACGAAGACAUUUUCAUGCCAUCAGCUGCCUAUCAGACCUUCUCCUCUCCGUUUUGUUUGCUUCUUAUUGUUGCCCUGACCUUCUACUUACUCAUGGGAACCCCUUAACCACAACUGCAAAGCCAACUGAUGAGCAGUCUUUAGGAGAAAACUAUUUUUAAAGAAAAUUCAAUAGAGUUCUGGCGUCUGUGAUUUUUGGUUUUUGGAAAAACAACAAAACUGAAUACGAUUUCAUGUUUUUUUGGAAGAAAGCAAGCUUCUUUU